UCUGGUUUACGCCCGAGGCGCAGCGGCGGCGCCCCGGCGGGCUACUUCCUGUUGGUUGCUAGGCGCCUGCGCCCCUUUCCCGGCCGCGGCUGUAAAGUGGCCCGUGCGCGGCCGCGGUGGGUCCGCCUCACGCGCGUCUCCGCCCCGCGCCCGGGAAAUGGUGGGGCCGAGGAUAUUACCGCUGGAAGCCUUCCGUCACGGACACAUCUCAGCUUUAAACAUCAGAGGUAAAACUUACUCUGAAGCAUUAGAAUAAGACUUGCAAAAGAACAUUGUGCAGCAUGGAUUCUCUACCAGAAGAAUUUUUUGUGAGAGAUCCUCUUGAGGAACAGUCUAAGGAGGAAAUCAAGAAUAAGGUAGAAAAAUCAGCUAAUCAACUGGACAAACAGGAAAAGGACAAACCUACUGGUCUUGUUUCUAUUAACCUACUAGUAGAAGUGAAGAAGUUACUGAGUGCAAUUAACACUCUACCAAAAGGUGUGGUCCCUCACAUUAAGAAGUUCUUACAAGAAGAUUUUUCCUUCCAAACUAUGCAGAGGGAAGUUGCAGCUAACAGUCAGAAUGGGGAGGAAAUCGUUCCUACUUUGACUUUACGUUUCCUGAUAACACAAUUGGAAGCAGCACUUAGGAAUAUUCAAGCUACUAAUUAUACUGCACAUCAGAUUAAUAUUGGCUAUUACUUGACAUUACUGUUUCUGUAUGGAGUAGCACUCACUGAAAGAGGGAAGAAAGAGGAUUACACAGAAGCUGAGAAUAAAUUUCUAGUGAUGAAGAUGGUGAUCCAAGAAAAUGAAAUUUGUGAAAACUUUAUGUCUUUAGUUUAUUUUGGACGUGGUUUGCUUCGAUGUGCUCAGAAGAGGUAUAAUGGAGGACUGCUAGAAUUUCAUAAAAGCUUACAAGAAAUAGGAGAUACAAAUGAUCAUUGGUUUGACAUAGAUCCUACAGAAGAUGAAGAUUUACCUACAACUUUUAAAGAUCUUCUUAAUAAUUUUACCAAGACAACUGAAAAUAAUAUAAUGAAGCAGACCAUUUGCAGUUAUCUAGAUUGUGAGCGAUCUUGUGAAGCUGACAUUUUAAAGAACACCAAUUAUAAGGGUUUUUUUCAGUUGAUGUGCAGUAAAAGCUGUUGUGUUUAUUUCCAUAAAGUUUGUUGGAAAAAGUUCAAGAAUUUAAAAUAUCCAGGUGAAAAUGAUCAGAGUUUUAGUGGGAAAAAAUGUUUGAAGGAAGGAUGUACAGGUGACAUGGUAAGGAUGCUACAAUGUGAUGUACCUGGAAUUGUCAAAAUUCUGUUUGAAGUUGUGAGAAAGGAUGAAUAUAUAACCAUUGAAAAUUUAGGAGCAAGUUAUAAAAACUUGAUGUCUCUGAAAAUCACUGAUACUGAUGUAAGACCGAAGAUCAGUUUAAAAUUUAGUACCAAAGAUGAAAUGCCUAUCUUCAAACUUGAUUAUAAUUAUUUCUAUCAUCUGCUUCAUGUAAUUAUAAUUUCUGGUACUGACAUUGUCCGGCAAAUAUUUGAUGAGGCUAUGCCACCCCCUCUUUUGAAAAAAGAGCUUCUUAUACACAAGAAUGUGCUGGAACCCUACUACAACCAUCUUUGGACCAAUCACCCUUUGGGUGGAGCUUGGCAUCUGCUUUAUCCCCCAAACAAGGAGCUACCACAGUCCAAACAGUUUGACUUAUACCUCCUAUUAGCUCUCAUAAAACAUUUGAAUGUAUUCCCUGCACCCAAAAAAGGCUGGAAUAUGGAACCACCAUCUUCUGAUCUCUCUAAGUCUGCAGACAUCCUGAGGCUGUGCAAAUACAGGGAUAUCCUCCUUAGUGAGAUUUUGAUGAAUGGUCUCACUGAGUCACAAUUCAAUUCAAUUUGGAAAAAAGUUUCAGAUAUUCUUCUGCGCCUUGGGAUGAAGCAAGAGGAUAUUGACAAAGUGAAGGAAAAUCCCAUUGAGAAUAUCUCCCUUGAUUACCAUCAGCUGUCCAUCUACCUAGGCAUACCAGUACCAGAAAUCAUCCAGAGGAUGUUAUCCUGCUAUCAACAAGGAAUUGCUCUACAGUCAAUAACAGGCAGUCAACGUAUUGAAAUAGAAGAGUUACAGAAUGAAGAAGAAGAACUAAGUCCACCUCUCAUGGAGUAUAAUAUAAAUGUGAAGUCAAACCCUGAAAUACAGUUAGCAGAAAUGAAUAAAGAUGGAACAUCGAUACCCAGUGAAUCUUCAACAGAAUCUAUUAAAGAUCUCCAGGAAGUUAAGAGUAAACCAAAGAAAAAGAAAAAGACUAAGAAUAAAAAGAAUAAAGAAUCAAAAGAAGAGCCAACCCCAAAUAUGGUAGGAAAGGAAGAGCAGUUGAAGCAAGAACAAGCAACAGUCAGUAGAUUUAUGAAAGAUGAUGCGAGUGAUGCUCAGGAAGAUUCUACAACUGAAGACAAGUUCUAUAGCCUGGAUGAAUUGCAUAUUCUGGACAUGAUAGAGCAGGGUUCAACCAGCAAGGCAACUGCAGAAUAUGGAGAAAGUGAGAAGGAAAAUCUUGCUCAACAACGGCAGCUUUAUAAAUUGCACUAUCAGUGUGAAGAUUUCAAAAGGCAAUUGAAAACAGUGACUUUUCGGUGGCAAGAAAACCAAAUGCAAAUUAAGAAGAAAGACAAAAUCAUCGCAUCUCUGAACCAACAAGUGGCUUUUGGAAUCAAUAAGCUUUCCAAAUUGCAGCGUCAGAGCCAUGCUAAAGAUAAUGAAAUCAAAAACCUUAAAGAGCAACUUUCCAUGAAAAGAUCUCAGUGGGAAAUGGAGAAGCAUAAUCUGGAAAGCACAAUUAAAACAUACUUAAACAAACUGAAUGCAGAAACCAGUAGAGCUUUAACAGCUGAGGUGUACUUCUUGCAGUGUCGUCGAGAUUUUGGCUUGCUUCAUCUAGAGCAGACUGAAAAGGAAUGCCUCAGUCAGCUUGCCAGGGUGACUCACAUGGCGGCAAGCAACCUAGAAUCACUUCAAUUAAAGGCUGCAGUAGACAGUUGGAAUGCCAUUGUGACAGAUGUCAGAAACAAGAUUGCAUUCCUUAGGACACAGUACAAUGAACAGAUUAAUAAGGUGAAGCAAGGGUUUGCCUUGAAUACCUUGCCUCCAAUCCAGCUUCCUCCACCACCACCAAGUCCUGAGAUACUGAUGCAGCAGUUCUUAGGAAGACCCCUUGUGAAAGAGUCUUUCUUUAGACCAAUACUCGCUGUUCCUCAAAUGUCUGCCAUUUGCCCUGGAGUCAUCUCUGCACCUGGCCAAUCUAGAGCCCCUCUGGUGACUGGCAUAGCCUGGACCAUGCCAGCGCCUGUGGGAGAAAGUGGGCCUCCCAGUGCAAGUGUGGGAAGUGAUUCCCCCAUGAUGAACUGGGAGAGGAUUACAGACAGGCUGAAAACUGCCUUUCCUCAACAGACCAGAAAGGAGCUUACAGAUUUCUUAAAGAAAUUGAAGGAUGCUCAUGGGAAGUCCUUAUCUGGACUGACAUUUGAUGAAAUUGUUAACAAGAUUUCCCAAUUUAUUGACCCCAAGAGAUCACAGUGUCAAGGACAAUCAGUGCCCAAUGGUAACUGUGUUUCACCCAGCCACACUCCACCACAAUCUAAUGCUGCCCAGCCCCCCAAACCAGCCUGGAGGCCCCUUGGUUCACAAGGUCCUGCCGCAUGGGAAGGAGCCAGUAAUUUGGAUAAUGAAGAAGAAGAAGAGGAGCCCUGUGUGAUCUGUCAUGAGAACCUCUCUCCAGAAAACCUCUCAGUUUUGCCUUGUGCUCACAAAUUCCACUCUCAGUGCAUUAGACCUUGGUUGAUGCAACAGGGGACAUGCCCAACCUGCAGACUCCACGUUUUGCUACCAGAAGAAUUUCCUGGUCACUCCAGCUGGCACUUGCCCAAGAUCUGACCCAAGAGGUUGACUGUGCAAAGGAAAUUCAGUUUUCAGACUCAAGAAUUUAGUUCUGUCUUUUAUUAUGAGCUGAUAGUGUGAAUGAUGUGUAGUAGUAUGCUCUUCAAAAUUGUGCAAAAAAAGCUAGCUGAUCUCAUCAAAGCUGCAGCCAAAGAGGAGAGGACAAAACUUCAGGACUUGUGAACUGAACUGAAAGGGCUUAAAGAAAAUGGAAUUUUAAACAUCACAUUAUAUUUGCCCUUAUCUUCAUAGGCACUUUUUUCCAACAUAAACAUGAAAGCUGUUAACAUAUCUUAGGAUGUCUUUUCUUGUCUGUUUUCCUCCUUAUUCCAUUUAUUAUUUACUUUCUUCCAAGUAUUCUACAUUUGAAUUACCUGAAAUAGAUUUAAGAGAAAAAGUAGAAUAGUAAACAAAUUGGAAAACUCCAGAUUUUAGUGUACCUUUUAACUUGUAAAACUGUUUACAAAAAACAUAAUUCAAUCAUUAAAUUUUAUCUCUAUUCUUUUCUGUCCUCUUAAAUAUGUACCCACAAAGAGAUUAUGAGCUGCCUGAGAGUAGGGACCAUACAGUGGUGUGUUGGAGCUGGCUUACAAUGACUUGUGGGAGAUGGUGAUUGUUUAAGUUUCAGGAAUCUUGUAAGCCAGUUACCAGGUUCUUGGUAGCUUGAAAUCUGCCAUACAGUAUUUUUACCCUUGAAGUUGGUAAAUGCUAUAAGGACCCCUUCCCCUCAAGAACUGGUUGUUAAACGUUUACUAGCACACCACUGGGACUGUCUGGUCCUCAUAUGUGUUCCCAAUGCUACACAGUAGGUGCCAGCAUAAUAUCUCAGAAGUAGAAAACAGAAAAGGAGUUAAUGUGCAAAUUUAAGUCACUUGCUCUGUUGAAUAAUUGACAUCUUAAGUUCAUUUAUAAACAUUCUCAUUGGACUUUAUCAUUUACACUUUGGAGGAAUUUUUUUUUUCUUAAAAUUUCCUGUUUCAUUUUCUCACACUGGAGGGUAUGGGGAACUUUUUAUGUGUAACUGCUUCUUAGAACAAAGCUAAUACCCAGUGGGUUAAAUUGCAUAUCUAAAGCUUGUUACUGAGAAUUUUCUUUCUUGGAGGUUAAAAGCCUAUUCUGAAAAUAAGUAUUGUGUAAAUGCUGUAAGUGUUGUACAUGUCUCUAGUUACAAAAUUUUUAAAAUUCAGUUACUUUGUAAGACAAAUGUUACUUGGUCAUGUUCUUUUCCAUGAAUUAAUGGAAUUGAGACUGUGAAUUAAGUGUUUGCUGACUCAGCAACUAUUUUAUCUGUAUAUUUCAGUGCAGAUGUAUCUUGAAGUUACUUUAAAUCUCUAUUUAAAACUGCUUUUUCUGUAAUUGUAUACUAAAUAUUUUUUUUCUGUAAUGACAAUAAACUGGAAAAUGUAAAGGAAAAA
Manis pentadactyla (Chinese pangolin) is the source of this 5314-nucleotide messenger RNA. It is a transcript of the gene DZIP3, whose product is annotated as DAZ interacting zinc finger protein 3. Gene Ontology annotation, cellular component: cytoplasm. The record is from RefSeq and is a predicted model, not a curated record. Gene Ontology annotation, molecular function: RNA binding; ubiquitin protein ligase activity; polyubiquitin modification-dependent protein binding. Lineage: Eukaryota; Metazoa; Chordata; Mammalia; Pholidota; Manidae. The coding region runs from base 282 to 3896 and encodes 1204 amino acids. Gene Ontology annotation, biological process: protein polyubiquitination. The transcript has 32 exons.